This is a messenger RNA of Entrophospora sp. SA101, 366 nucleotides long. Lineage: Eukaryota; Fungi; Glomeromycota; Glomeromycetes; Entrophosporales; Entrophosporaceae. The record is from the annotation of a GenBank genome assembly.
AUGAUUAAAGAACAAAUCCAUACUGAUAAAAACAUACAGCAAUGUGAAUUUGUUCCUAAUGAUCCGUUUUUUGAUAUCGAACAAAAUGCCAUGGAGAUUUUUGAAAUCCCAAGUAAGAAACAACGUAGUAGGAGUAUUAGUGAAUUAAUACCGAAUGAUCCGUAUAGGACCAUUGAACUUCAUUGCGAAGAAAUUUUUGAACCGCGUCAAAGGAAAAGAAGCAAUAGCGAGUUGAUUCCUAAUGACCCUUUAAGAAGUAUUGAAAUUCAUGCACCAGAAAUUUUCGAUGUUAAUGCUAAAAUUCAAAGAGAAGAGGAGGAUCCUUUUAAAAAAAUUGAAAUAUACGCAGAAAAAAUUUUUCAAUAA